This is a messenger RNA of Acytostelium subglobosum LB1, 423 nucleotides long. RefSeq lists its product as hypothetical. The annotation marks the transcript as partial. The transcript is spliced from 2 exons. The record is from RefSeq and is a predicted model, not a curated record. NCBI's taxonomy places the organism in Eukaryota, Evosea, Eumycetozoa, Acytosteliales, Acytosteliaceae.
AUGAGUAGCAGUAGCAAUAACAAUGAUAUCCAGUUGAUAAAGAAUGAUAAGUUGGAGAAUAUAAAGAAAGUGACGAGUAGACUACAACUGUUUGUUGCCAAUGGUGAUGUACUGUUCGCAGAGCCACCAGUGAGGAACAAUCACAAGGAUGAUGUCAAUGAAUUGAUUGUACUGUUUGAAACAAGUAACAAGGCCAUUGCACAAGGUAUCAACGUUGAUGACUCCAACUAUGAACUACACCGUUGCUUUGAAGACAUGGUAGUAGGAAGAAAAGGUGAAGAGUCCACUGGAGAAGGUGUUGCAUUCAUAAAGUGUCCGACCAAGUCUGGCUCAUACAUCUUUAUGCUGGUCACCUAUCCAUUACCUACAUUGUCCGCCAAGAUAGUUCCAAUGAUGAAGGAAUACUGCGCAGCCUACAACAUG